CUGUGCAGUACACGCUAUGGACAAUGGUUUUGAUACCAGUGUAGCACCAAACAUGGCGACGCCCACUGAUAACUGACUUGUAAUUCAGAGACUCAAAAACGGUACAUGUGUCAAGGCAUCUGCGAAAUCAUGGCAGAUGAUACCAGCCCCCAUCGUUACUUGAUAGAUGCUGAAGAAGAAAACGAACCCACCCUUCCCCUCCCCACACCCCUCCAAGAUGUUCCUUCCACCAACGUUUUGGCACAUAGCAUCUUUCCGCCUCCAGUUGAACCAGAGAGUAAAUCUGAUACGAGCAGUGGGGAAUGUAAAGCUGUUCACUUGGUGAUGACAAAUGGCUUUCUGAGCGCAAAUGCAGAAAUCGGUCUCGACGACACUGUCCCCCUAGGAGGCCGGUUACUCCAUGAUGACCCUGGCGAGAACGAUGAAGAACAUUGGACGGAAAAUGGUCAUGUGCAGUUUGAGCUGGGUGAUCGUGCUCAUGUCUCAGUAAUCCGUUAUCCACGACUCAAGAAGGCUAGGAUGAGGACAAAGAGAGUUGUUGAACACUUAGCAGUCAGACUAAUUGGUGUCGGCCUUGUCAUAUUUGACAUCAUCAUUGUCAUUUUGGACAUAGUGUUCAACCCACAGAACAUUGCAACCAUGGAGGCUUACGAUGCCAUCUCUGUGGCAGUGUGGUGCUACUUCCUGAUCGAAAUUUGCCUGAGAAUAUUCGCCAAGGGGAAAAAGUUCUUCCGAACUAAGCUGGACUUACUGGAUCUUCUGAUAGUGACAGUAACAGGGUCUGUCACCAUUGUCUAUGUGUCAGUUGACUUGACUGGAAGUUAUUUGAAAUUGGUGGUAGUGUUUCGUGUUCUACGCAUCUUCCUCCUGGUCAGGCUCCUGAGUGAAAGGAAACAUGUAUCCAAGGCAACAAGGAAAAUGGUUUCCCAAAACAAAAGGCGGUACAGGGAGGACGACUUUGACCUGGAUUUGACCUACAUCACAGACCGAGUCAUAGCCUCUUCCUUCCCUUCGUCUGGCAGCCAGGCUAUCUACAGGAAUCCCAUUGAAGAAGUGGCCCGGUUCCUGGACACCAAGCAUCCAGACCACUACAAAGUCUACAACUUAUGCAUUGAGCGACACUAUGAUGAGUCUUUUUUUCACAAUCGAGUUGGCAGAGUUCUUAUUUAUGACCACAAUGUUCCAAGACUCAAAGACCUUGUGGCAUUCUGCGCUGAUGCAAGGCAGUGGAUGGAAGCAGAUAACAAGAAUAUUCUCUUCAUUCACUGCAAGGGUGGCAAAGGAAGGACUGGUCUGGCCGUCUGUGCUUGGCUGUUAGAGAGUGGAGUGUUCACUGAUACCAAGGAGUGCAUGGGGUACUUUGGCGUUAGGCGGACUGACUACACAGAGGGUGAUAUGUACCAGGGUGUUGACACACCCAGCCAGAGUCGAUAUGUGGAUUACUUUCAAAAAAUCAAAUACUCCCUAGGCGGACAUGUUCCAUCACCAACUCCUCUGACAAUCAACACUGUUCGUAUUUCAGGAAUUCAAGGUGUUGGUAAAGGUGAUGGAAGGGAUUUGUGGAUGGAGGUGCACUCUGAUGAAGUUUCUCUUUUCUCCUGCGAUUUCCGGUGUAACAUCAAUUGCAGUGUGGUUUAUGACUUUGACAUGGACACUGUGAUAAUUCAGGUGAAGAACUCCCCUGCAUUUAGCGGGGAUGUUCAGAUCAAGUUUAAAUCUUCCAACAAAAAAAUUCCCAAAGCAUAUGGAGAAUGCGCAUUCUUUUUCUGGUUCUACACAGGCUUUAUCAGUGACAACAGGUUAUACUUACUGAGGAAGGACUUGGAUAACCCACACAAGGCCGAAGCAUGGAAGGUUUACCGGGACACCUUUGCCGUGGAUGUCACAUUUGGCCCUGUUGCAGAGAGCGAGACAUGAUGAUUCAGGAAAUGGCACUGAGACAUUCAUUGAUGGAUCCGCAUUGAUGGAUCCGAUCAUCGAAGUUGUGGGGGGGGGGGCCAUAGCUCCUCCAAGGGGCUUUGGGGAUAUAAAGAGAGAAAAUUUAUUUUGGGGAAAAGUUAAUUUUCCUCCCUUCCAACAGCACGUAAAAGCCCCAGAAUUCAGCCACACUCCAAAAAAAUCCCUCUCAAAUAUUUUGGGAAUACAUGUAGACCUGCCUUUGGAGACAGUCGUCAUCAUCUAAACUUCAAAUGCAGCUGCACUUGUUUCAAAUAUUUUAACUGUUUGAAAACUGUUGUGUUACAUUCUUUGGGUUUUUGACGUGCAAAUGAAAUUUCUCAUUGUUUAUACAACUGUAACUGGGUUGACAUUGAAGGAAUUCUUGCAAUCAUGAUUUUAUCAUUUGGAAAUUUAAAUUUUGAAUCAUACACAUGCAGUGCAUGCAACAAUUAUUUUUUGUUCAGUCUCUUGAAGAUAUCUGGAUGCAUUCUGAUCAGUAUUAAAAACCUGUGAAACUUAUUAAUGCAAACAUCUAUUAACAUAAAUUUAUGCACUAUAUUUUUCUUGCAAACCCUAAGUCCACUUAAUGAGGUUUAAAAGAACAAAGUAUAUAUUUUAUUCUGGGUUUUGAUAUACAGAUAACCAUUUCUUAAUAUUUCUUGAAUUAUCAUGUGAAACGGCAUGAGAAUGAUAUAGUUGUUUAAAUUUUAUUUCCAUGACUUAACAUAUCAGUAUGGAAAGUUUGCACAUUUUGAUGAAACUUGUAUUAAUAAAAACACUGUAUAGACCAGUCUAAUUCAAUGAAUAAUUUAACAACGGUGUGCUUAGAAAUUGUGCAAGCAACCAAUUUCACAUUUAUGAUAAUACUGUCUUUCUCUCAACGAGUUAGUUUGUUGAAACUUUCUUUUCACUCUUAUGUAUAAGUUGUGUCACUUGUCACCAAAUCAGAUUAAUUUGUCCUUAAUCAAGUAAAAUAAACUGACUGUACUUAAAUGUUUUUAUCUGUUGUUAGUCAAGUAUGCACACAUUCAUGCCGAGCCAAUAACUUUUUUUCUGGAGUUGUCGGCUGUGCAGAAGAUAUCACCGGUUCUUUUCAGAACCCCCCAUACUCAAAAAAGAGAUAUCCACGGUGCUACCACAAACCUAUAGUUUACAAAAGAUACUUUGCAAAUGUCCUGCAGUGUUUGAUGGCGACCACUAAGUAACUUGUACCAUGUGCUGGUUGAUUUGUUUUGCAAUUUUCACUAGUCAUUGUGAAAUUGAAAUUGUCAAGACUGUGGAAUAUUUUUGAAAAUAACAUUAGAUUUUCUUCCUUUUCCGGUAAUUUGAUGCCCAGCACCUGCUGGCCAGGGUGCAGUGGAUUGUUGCGAUAAUGGGAGAGCAAAGUGGAAUUUAAAUGCCAGUAUAAAAGGUAGUCGCCGUUAAGCUGCCAGGAUUCCUGUCAAGUAUGCGGCUCACUGGACCCUUUUUAAUCUUGGGCCGUUUUCCAAUACUAAACUUCGUCUCCGUCUCAGACUUCGUUCCAAAAACCAAUCCCCGAUUGUGGGC
Acanthaster planci (crown-of-thorns starfish) is the source of this 3486-nucleotide messenger RNA. Its product is annotated as phosphatidylinositol 3,4,5-trisphosphate 3-phosphatase TPTE2-like. Gene Ontology annotation, cellular component: membrane; cytosol. NCBI's taxonomy places the organism in Eukaryota, Metazoa, Echinodermata, Asteroidea, Valvatida, Acanthasteridae. The record is from RefSeq and is a predicted model, not a curated record. Gene Ontology annotation, biological process: dephosphorylation; transmembrane transport; monoatomic ion transport. Gene Ontology annotation, molecular function: phosphatidylinositol-3,4,5-trisphosphate 3-phosphatase activity; monoatomic ion channel activity.